This is a messenger RNA of Coccinella septempunctata (seven-spotted ladybird), 405 nucleotides long. RefSeq lists its product as uncharacterized. The transcript has a single exon. The record is from RefSeq and is a predicted model, not a curated record. The coding region runs from base 1 to 405 and encodes 134 amino acids. NCBI's taxonomy places the organism in Eukaryota, Metazoa, Arthropoda, Insecta, Coleoptera, Coccinellidae.
AUGUUUGAACAACACGAUCUGGAAGAACAGAUCAUCAGGCCAAUCAUGACACACACCGCGGAGUCGAAACCAGACACAUCCAGAACUAGACAACUCUUGGAGACUACAGAAAUGCGAGUUCUGAGACGGAUAACAGGCAAAACAUUGAGAGAUAGAGAACGAAGUGAAAACAUCAGAAGAGAAUGUAAGACGGAAAAUAUUAACGAGUGGGUAAGAGGAAGGAAAGUGGAAUGGAACCGGCACAUUGGACGAAUGACGGAGGACAGAUUGGUGAGGAUUGCAAGAGAUAAGUCACCAAGUGGGAGGCGAAGUGUUGGCCGUCCUAGAAAGAGAUGGAGUGAUGCAUCGACCUGGGAUGAGGUGAAUUCAUUCGAUGGAAGAACAGGCCUUAGGCCUAAUCUAUAA